UGAUGUACGCUUGUGCCGUACGCUUCGUUGUACUUAGUUCGGUUACAAGCUAGUAGCAGUUGCACAUCAGCUGGAUAAACUAAAAAUGUUGAAGAGAAAACCAUCUAAUGUGUCUGAUAAGGAGAAAAGUCAAAAGCCAAAGCGCACAAGCAGCUUUGGAAGCUUUGACCGUUUCAGGCAUCACUCGGUAUCAAAGACAGAUGAUUCAGCUGAGAUAUCUGAGUUGGAGACUAUAAGUGACAUUGGAGAUGCAGUACAAACUAAAGCAGCAAAUAAUGGAGGAAGUUUGGGUAAGAAGAUGAGAGCCAUUUCCCUUACCAUGAAGAAAAAGAUGGGCAGAAAGUACAUCAAAGCACUGUCUGAGGACAUGAAUGAAGAAGGAAAAGAUGACAGUGAUCCUGGUGGUGGAAUACACACUGAGAAGGUCUCCCUAAAAGCCAGUGACUCUAUGGAAAGUCUCUACAGUCUAAACAGUGGCCAGAGCUCAUCCAGUGGGGUGACCAGCUGCUCAGACGGAACGAGCAACAGGGACAGCCUCCGGUUUGAUGAUGAAGUCCCUUACAGUGGGCCCUUCUGCGGUCGAGCCAAAGUUCACACCGACUUCACACCCAGUCCUUAUGACACCGACUCUCUGAAAAUCAAGAAAGGAGACAUUAUAGAUAUAAUCUGUAAAACCCCCAUGGGCAUAUGGACAGGCAUGCUGAACAACAAAGUAGGAAACUUCAAGUUCAUUUACGUGGACGUUAUCUUGGAAGACGAAGCUGCACCCAGAAAGAUAAAGCCGCACAGAGGAAGCAAAAGGACCAAGCCUAAAACAUUGCAAGAGCUCCUGGAUUGUGUCCACCUGCAGGAAUAUGCCUCAACCCUCUUGCUAAAUGGCUAUGAAACUCUAGAGGACUUAAAGGAUCUACAAGAAAGCCACCUGAUCGAAUUAAAUAUUUCAAACCCAGAAGACAGGGCAAGGUUUUUAUCUGCAAUUGAAAAUCUACAGGACUACGACAUUGAACAACAGCAGAACAUUGAGGGUGGUCAGGAGACGCAGAGCUUAAGCCCUCACCACAGCUUUGACAAAUCACAGUUAAAUGACUGCCCAAGAGAUUCUGGCUGUUACAUCUCAUCAGAAAAUUCAGAUAAUGGUAAAGAAGAAGCAGACGCAGAAACCCUGUCUGACAUGGUGCAGUCAAUAACAAUCACUGAGUCAAACUGAUUCAGUCCUGCCGGCUUUUCUGCAGACUUUUGGAAAAGACAAUCAGAUUUGCUGGUAUGAUGGCACAGAAGCAGAAAACAAAAUAAUCUCAACAGCGAAAAUCUACUCCUGUCUGAUGUAUGAUGCUCUAGACUGUUUAAUAUGUGGACAUUUGAUAGCUAAAUGUUAGCUGAUGAUAAGAAUAUCUCAUGCUUUUCGUUU
Molecule: messenger RNA, 1408 nt
Organism: Egretta garzetta (little egret)
Lineage: Eukaryota; Metazoa; Chordata; Aves; Pelecaniformes; Ardeidae
Gene: SAMSN1
Product: SAM domain, SH3 domain and nuclear localization signals 1
Exons: 8
Coding region: 86-1207 (373 amino acids)
Molecular function (GO): protein binding
Source: RefSeq, a predicted model, not a curated record